CCGAGGAGGAACACUUUAUACAACUCCUUUUAUUUUAUUGCACGCUAUCUUCUCCUUCUACAGACUUAUAAGACAUUAAGAACAUGAAAGACUGACAUAUUGGGCAUGAAGUUCACAGACCGCUGAUGAAGGACAAAUCCUCGUGAUGUGUGAGCUCUAACGUGGAGAAAGUGGAGAGAAAAUAAAGUGAAAGCAGCCAUGAACCUUCAGAUGCGAUGGACUCUUCUUAUCUUAUUGUUUCUACACAACACAGAUAUCUCCUGGGCAGACAGCUUCAUCGUUGUUGGUCCUUCUAAGCCCGUCGUCACUUAUGUCGGUGAAGAUGUGGUCCUGCCAGCCUCCCUCUCACCAGCUCUUAAUGCUGAGGCCUUUGAAGUGAGGUGGUUUACAACGGACUUCAGGACACCAGAGCUGUUAUACACCAAUUACAAUAUCGGGAGACAGACUGACACAAGAAGAACUCUGAGCAGAGACAACCUCAAGAAUGGCAACGUGUCUCUAAUAAUCAGAAAUGUCCGUGUUUCUGAUGAUCAACUCUACAGGUGUUAUGUGUACUUAGGACAAAGAGAUGAUGAGACUCGGGUCUCACUCACUGUUGAAGUUUUAGGUGCUCAGCCCUCCAUUUCUAUGAGCUCCACUGAAGGCCAGAAGACCCGACUGGAGUGCAGCGCUGAGAAGUGGAACCCCCAACCAGAAGUCACCUGGAGGGACAUGAAUGGGGCAGACGUGACGUCACAGUCCACAAUAAAGUCAGAGCGGGACUCCGAGGGUCUUCUGAGAGUGAGCAGCGUCCUCCCGGUGAAGGAGGAGUACAACGUGUUCAGCUGUCUGAUGAGAAGUAAAGCACCAAAGCCAGACUGGCACUCCGGACUUGGCAUCUACAGUUUCUCCCCAGGGGUCUCUGGCUGGUUGGUGGCUUUCUGCGUCUUGUUGGUUCUUUGCUUAGUGGUGACUCCCCUGCUGGUCAUUCAAUGGAGAAGAAUGAGAGAAACAAACACCAGAUAUGAUUCAAUAGUUGGAUUCCUUCCUAUUUGGUUCCUGCACAAGGAAAUUGAAAAGUCACAACGCGUCACCAAUGCAGAAUGGAGGAGAAUAUGCAGCUCAGCAGCUGAUGUCACUUUUGACCCUGAGACUGCACAUCCAUGUCUCAUUGUGUCUGAAGAUGGGAAAGAAGUGAGAGACACAGACACAUGGCAGAGAGUGACGAACAAUCCAAAGAGGUUUAACCACUGUGUUAAUGUCCUGGCCAGAGAAGGAUUUACGUCAGGGAGACACUACUGGGAGGUGGAGGUCGGGGGAAGACUGCGUGGGAUUUAG
Molecule: messenger RNA, 1317 nt
Organism: Polypterus senegalus (gray bichir)
Lineage: Eukaryota; Metazoa; Chordata; Cladistia; Polypteriformes; Polypteridae
Product: butyrophilin subfamily 1 member A1-like
Exons: 10
Coding region: 199-1317 (372 amino acids)
Source: RefSeq, a predicted model, not a curated record